Molecule: messenger RNA, 3105 nt
Organism: Orussus abietinus
Lineage: Eukaryota; Metazoa; Arthropoda; Insecta; Hymenoptera; Orussidae
Gene: Etl1
Product: SWI/SNF-related matrix-associated actin-dependent regulator of chromatin subfamily A containing DEAD/H box 1 homolog
Exons: 12
Coding region: 475-3048 (857 amino acids)
Cellular component (GO): nucleus
Molecular function (GO): ATP-dependent chromatin remodeler activity; DNA binding; ATP binding
Source: RefSeq, a predicted model, not a curated record
UUCAUUUUUUAACGUCGUGAUGGUAGAUCUCGUCAUAUCUUGAAAUAAUCAAACGGUUUUCUGAAUUCUCGAAUAAUACGAUGUCUCGGCAAGCUACUUAAACAUCGCGCCAACAAUUUUUUCGUUCUUUUGGCCGGAUGGCGCCACCCGCUUCGCAUUUAUCCCGUUUUCAAAUCAAUUGUAUAAUCGCAAAUUUAAGCAGUCCUUAUCCUAAAGAAAUAUUGUAGUUGAUUCAAGUAAUAACGUAAUCGAGACGUCGUCACCGGGCAAUUUCUUACUUGGUUGUAAGAUCGUGGGGUGCUUCGUCGACAGCGCGGGUGAAUUUCUGUCGAAGUCGUUGAUUGGAGUGAUGGGAAACGGCGUCUACGAGCGAUCCUGAUUCGCGGAAUUCUUCGUACACCUGUCAGAGGAGGAUUUUCGAAGGUCACUCCCGGAAAAUGUCCCUUGCCAGGCGCGUCAUCUUCAUUUGAUACGAUGUCCGACUCGAAUUCGCCGAAAGCCGAGACCGGUAGCCCCAGUUCGUUGGGGGAUUUGAGAAGAUUUCGGUUCCAGAAGCGGCAAGCAAAGAGGAUGAAUACGUCCGACGAUGACAGUAACAUAACGAGUCCAGAGAUACAGAUCAGGCGUAAAAUCGUCAAUCGUAUAGAAGAUAGCGACAGCGAUGCUAGCAGCCCGAUCAAGCACCAGCCAUCUAGUUCAGAUGUAAGUGAAGACAAUAAAACCAAAGAGAAAAAUUUCAAUCCGAAGUAUCCGACUGGCUUGUAUCCACGAGAAGAUAUUGCUCACGUUCAAAAGGUAUUAAAUAAUACCAAGUGGAACCCAGAAGAGGCCAAAGAGGUAUUAACGAGCAAUGGAAAAAGGCAUAUCGAGCACUCACCAAGGGUUAGCCAUAAAAAGCGUCGGAAAAAUGAACAGGAAGAAGAAGUAGACAUUGACUCGGAUGAAACCAAUUACAAAAGUAAAGUAUUUGACAGUGAUGAAGACUCCGAUGUGGAAGUAUCGGAUGUUCUAACGGGUGAUAAAAAGGCAGUUUUAGAAUUUAUGCGAAGUGCCUCAUUGUCCGAACUUCUCUUGAUGCCACAGUGUUCUCAAAAGAAGGCACAAGCCAUCGUCGAAGCACGCCCAUUUGACAGCUGGAGUGACAUAGUUAAAAAAUUUCAAACUACAAAGUACUUGGAUACUGAACUUCUCAAUUCUGCACAAAUGUUGUUAGCCACAAGACAAGUUGUUGAAAUUCUUAUGAAGAAGUGUUUGCGACUUGCUACAAAUAUGGAAAGGGCAGUGGCUGCCGGUGCAUCUACUAUAAAACAACAGCCCAAAAGUCUUGCAUCGGGGUUGACGUUGGCACCAUAUCAAAUGGUUGGUCUAAAUUGGCUAGCAGUACUUCACAACCACAACGUCAACGGAAUAUUAGCUGAUGAAAUGGGGUUGGGAAAAACUGUGCAAGUCAUUGCAUUUCUUACUUACUUGAAAGAAAGUGGGUUAUUGGAUGAGAGAGAUGGGCCUCAUUUGUUGGUAGUUCCAAGCUCCACCAUGGAGAAUUGGAGUAACGAACUGGAGCGAUGGUCGUCUAUUUUAAAAGUUGUUAAAUAUUAUGGCUCCCAGGAUGAGCGGAAAGAAAUGAGAAUGGGAUGGCGUAAUGGCGAUUUGGACGACGUGGACAUCAUAUUAACCACUUACAACCUUAUCAGUAGCACGCCAGAAGAGCGCAGGCUCUUUCGUGUAAUGCCAAUUCAAUAUGUUGUCUUUGACGAAGCACACAUGCUCAAAAAUAUGAGUACAAUACGAUACGAGAACCUUGUUAGAAUUAACGCAAAGCAUAGAAUUCUACUAACCGGUACUCCGCUACAAAAUAACUUGUUGGAACUAAUUUCCCUGCUGAUAUUUGUGAUGCCUUCGAUGUUUGCCGGAAAGCAAGCUGACUUAAAGAGCCUAUUUUCGAAAAAUCCUAAAGUCCUGGCCGAAAAAGGAGAGAAGGAUCGACCCAUGUUUGAACGCGAACAGGUCAAGAAUGCUAAACUCAUUAUGAAGCCUUUUGUUCUACGUCGGUUAAAAACCGAAGUUCUACGUGAUCUACCGAUUAAAAAUGAACAAGUUAUCCGAUGUCCCAUGACGAUACAUCAAAAGGAUAUGUACACAAAUUUAGUUGCUGAAUUUUCGGCCGAGGCAGGCCUCAACGCCGACGUCAAUGGGGUUGGCAUGAUGAUGCAACUGCGAAAGCUCGCCAAUCACCCUCUUCUCGUUCGAAAUUAUUACGACGAAGAAAAAUUACAGAUUAUGGCAAAGAGGUUAGCAAAAGAACCUGGGUAUAAACAAAAAAAUCCGCAAUACGUCUUUGAGGAUUUGUCAUGGAUGUCCGACUAUCAGAUAAAUCAACUAUCUAGAACGUAUAAGAGUUUGGCUGGUCAUGGUUUACCACUUGACCUCAUUCCUAAAGCUGGAAAAUUAAAUAAGUUGGAUGAGCUUUUGCCUGCAUUAAAAGAAGGAGGUCAUCGAGUGCUGAUAUUCAGCCAAUUCACCAUGGUCCUGGAUGUUCUAGAAGAAUACUUAACAAUUAGGAGUCAUACGUUUUUAAGACUGGAUGGCCAAACGCCGGUUACGGAAAGACAAUCGAUGAUCGAUGAGUUCACAAACGAUCCGAGUAUAUUUAUUUAUUUACUUUCGACGAGAGCGGGUGGAUUGGGCAUUAAUUUAACAGCUGCGGACACUGUGAUAAUACAUGAUUUGGAUUUCAAUCCAUACAAUGAUAAACAGGCAGAAGAUAGAUGUCAUAGAGUUGGCCAAAAGAGGCCAGUUACAAUAAUUAGAUUGCUAAGUGAAGGUACGAUUGAGGAAGGCAUGUACGAGAUUGCACAAGACAAACUUUCAUUAGAGAAACAGAUCACCAACAAUGAAGAGAAUGAAAGUACGGAUAAGAAAAGCGUGCUGAAAUUGCUCAAGAUGACCCUGGGAAUAGAUAUUCAUAAUAAAUCACUAUCGUUGUCACCAUCGAAAGGUACAGCAAAAGGUUUUGUUGAUGACAAACGAGAUUAUGACCUAGAGUUUUAAUAUUUGUCUAAUAAUAAUCGGUCGAUCAAUGAAUAUAUUGGUUUUUGAUACAUUUUA